UCCGCCGACUCCCCUGCAGCUUUUCCCUGUCGCUUAAGGCUUUCAGCCACUUCUCUUUCUCUAAGCGAGCGUUCUUUGUUGGUGACUGGAGCUGCUAGUCCAGAAGGACCAGACUGAGGGAGGCGAGGCACCAUGACAACCCUGGAUGAUAAGUUGCUGGGGGAGAAAUUACAGUACUACUACAGCACCAGCGAGGAUGAGGACAGUGACCAUGAAGACAAAGACAGAGGCAGGGGAGCCCCAGCCAGUAGUUCCAUGCCUGCAGAGGCUGAGCUGGCAGGCGAAGGCAUUUCAAUCAAUACAGGUCCAAAAGGUGUGAUCAAUGACUGGCGCCGCUUUAAGCAGUUGGAGACAGAGCAGAGGGAGGAGCAGUGCAGGGAGAUGGAGCGGCUGAUCAAAAAGCUGUCUAUGAGCUGCAGGUCCCAUCUGGAUGAAGAGGAGGAGCAACAGAAACAGAAGGACAUCCAGGAGAAAAUCAGUGGGAAGAUGACUCUAAAGGAGUUUGGUACAGUGGACAAGAACUUGGAUGACGAAGAGUUUCUGCAGCAGUAUCGGAAGCAGAGGAUGGAGGAGAUGCGGCAGCAGUUUCAUAAAGGGCCCCAAUUCAAGCAAGUUUUUGAGAUCCCCAGUGGAGAAGGGUUUUUAGAUAUGAUUGAUAAAGAACAGAAAAGCACCCUUAUCAUGGUUCAUAUUUAUGAAGAUGGCGUCCCAGGGACUGAAGCCAUGAAUGGCUGCAUGAUCUGCCUUGCCACAGAGUACCCUGCCGUCAAAUUCUGCCGAGUGAGGAGCUCGGUUAUUGGGGCCAGCAGUCGUUUCACCCGGAAUGCCCUUCCUGCUCUGCUUAUCUACAAGGCGGGUGAAUUGAUUGGCAAUUUUGUUCGAGUCACUGACCAGCUGGGGGAAGAUUUCUUUGCUGUAGACCUUGAAGCUUUCCUACAGGAAUUUGGAUUGCUCCCAGAAAAGGAAGUCUUGGUGCUGACAUCUGUUCGAAACUCUGCCACCUGUCACAGUGAAGAUAGCGAUCUGGAAAUAGAUUGAACUGAUAAUCUAGUUCCGUAGCUAUCUCAUUGUUUGGGCUGGAGGACACAUGUCUGUAUUUAUUUCUGUCCUUCCUGUAUCUUCUGGCUUUACAGCUGUUCUUUGUAGUCUCAUUUAGUAUGUGGAAAGUCAAGAAAUUCUUUGAUUAAAUCAAAAUGCUGACUCACUUUGUGGCUAGCAGUAAAGUGACUUCAAAUUAUAUAAACAGGAAGCUAGGUUCUUGAGCUGUUUACUUCUCUAGCGUGACAUCUCUGAUACUGUUUCCAGUCAAUAUUGAGAUGGCACCCUUGAAGGCAAUGUCUUGAAAAUUGUCUUCUGAUGACCUCAGAAUUCUACCAGGUCUGAGAGUAGAAUUCCCUUGUGAGUGUGUUCUGUGCAAUGGGAACAGUGCAUUUCCAUAAUCACUUGAUUGCAAAUCAUGUUUACUUGCAAUCAGACUCAUAGCUGUACUUUUUUUCUCUAGAUCCUUCUCCACCAGGGUCCAUACAAGGUUGGGAAUGUAACUCAGUGGUGAACUCUUAACCUAGCAUGGACAUGGCUCCAAGAUAUCUGAUUCCCAGCACUGAUAAAACUAAAGGUUCCAGAUGGUGCCUGGUGCUAUGUUUUAACAGUGGCCUCUGCUGUGGGAGUCAGUGGUCUAGUCCAGCAUAAUGAAGUAUGAACAGGAAAGGAUGGGUUUUGCUGACUACUGUCAUGAUAUUGGGAGGCAAGCAUCCUAUUGAUUGACAUUGGUUGUGUAGAGCUUGAAAACCUCAGUAGGAAGAGGACCUUUCUGUACUCCUGCUCAUCAGCAUCUAUUCCUGUUAUUUAACAAGGUAACUUCUUGUUUAACCUCAACUUUUUUAAAAGCUUUUCUUUUUUUUUUACCUACUAGAAAAAAAUUCAUAUUUAGUAGAGGAAAAUUGGCCAAAAUACAGAUGCAAAAGUGGUUUAAAAAUAUAAUUCUGCCACCUAAAUAUUGUAUAUUUUGGUAUAGUUCAUAUAUAGUUGUUUUUUUUUAAUGUAUUCAUAGGUUUUGGUUUGCCUUUAAAUGACAUUGGGAUCAUUCUGAGCAUACUGUCUGAUAGUAUGGUCAGCUACUAACAUCAGAAGUUUUCCAUGUUAUUAAAUACUCUUCUGUAACAUUUUAAUAGCUGUUGGUAUUCCAUUAAUAGAUAUAUUGUAAUCUGCUUGGUGGUUGGUUUUUAGAAAGAUGGCAACCUUUUAUUAUGAAACAUGUUCAUAAUAGAACAUAUAAUAAAAAUUAAGCUAAAAAGAUAUUUAGAAGCCAUACAAUUUUACUACUGAUAAUUACUGUCACCAUUUUUACAGAUCUCUUUCUAGCUUUUAUGUGUAUAUGUGUAUUUAUAAAAUUCAUUGUCAUUUAAGUUUUUUUCUUUUGAUUAUUCUUUAUAUGUUCUAGUAUCAAGGAAAAAGAAAUGUAAUUUGGAAGUACUUGAGUUUUUUGGUUGCUCAGAAAUUAACUGUAAAUGAGUUUUGAAAGUAUCUGUUGGAUUUAAUCAAGAACAGUGUGUCAUUUUCUGACUGAGGAGCUCAUUGUAAAAGUGAAGAAAAUCAUGAGCAGAGACAACUGAUCUCAAUAGUCUGGUUUAUUUCUUUCCAGCCCCCCCCCUUUUUUUUUUCCUAUUCUUAAUAACAUUGAUAGUUACUGAAUUCUGUGUUCUACUUUAUGUAAUAGUACAUACUAAAAUACUUUGGUAUAUUGUAAAAGUUCUGAAUAAUAAAUCAGUUGCUUUAUAGUUUACCAUUUAAAUAAACGAUACCACGAUGACUUA
Molecule: messenger RNA, 2813 nt
Organism: Grammomys surdaster
Lineage: Eukaryota; Metazoa; Chordata; Mammalia; Rodentia; Muridae
Gene: Pdcl
Product: phosducin like
Exons: 4
Coding region: 133-1038 (301 amino acids)
Biological process (GO): regulation of G protein-coupled receptor signaling pathway
Source: RefSeq, a predicted model, not a curated record